This is a messenger RNA of Adineta ricciae, 360 nucleotides long. The record is from the annotation of a GenBank genome assembly. Lineage: Eukaryota; Metazoa; Rotifera; Eurotatoria; Adinetida; Adinetidae.
AUGGUCACCACGGAUAAAGAAAACUUUCGUGCUUAUAUUAAAGUGCGUACUGCUCUAAGUAUUCAACUGAAAACCAUCCACGAUGAAUUAUAUUCUGUUUUUGGGAAUCAAGCUCCAUCAUAUGGCAGAGUUACUAAAUGGUCAAAAUGGUUUCGUGAAGGACGGGAGGCGGUUGAAGAUCAUCCCCGCCCUGGUCGACGUGUAACCGAGACUACACCUGAAAAUAUCGAAGAAAUUCGUGGUCUUAUCGAUGAUAAUCCUCAUCUUACAAUUGAUGAAAUUCAAAUAGAAACUGGUAUGAGUCGUGGCACAAUCGAACGAGUUCGGAUUUGCAAGGAGAAUUUGGAAGAAUUUAAUUAA